This is a messenger RNA of Nilaparvata lugens (brown planthopper), 1914 nucleotides long. RefSeq names its product synaptic vesicle 2-related protein. The transcript is spliced from 13 exons. Gene Ontology annotation, molecular function: transmembrane transporter activity. The record is from RefSeq and is a predicted model, not a curated record. Gene Ontology annotation, biological process: transmembrane transport. Lineage: Eukaryota; Metazoa; Arthropoda; Insecta; Hemiptera; Delphacidae. Bases 168 to 1715 code for a protein of 515 amino acids.
GGUGCUGUCUGAGACCGAGAGUGGUUUGUGUUGUGUGGUGUUGUCAUGUCAAUUCGAUACAUAACCUAUAAGAUUAUCAUUUUCUCAUUUUAGGAUUUGUAACUUUCCAUCUUACUAAAAUGAAGAAGAUCAUUCACAUCUGAUUGGAAUUUCAGAAUCAUUUGAAAAUGGCUGACAUACUGUCGGUGGCGAGGAGGUCAAGAAAUUAUGAGGAUCUAGAUAGAUCAUUGAGUUCAGAUGCCAUCUCCCAUGAAUCAGAUGGACAUCCACCUCAAGAGCUGGAGAUGAACUCUGUAUCUGUUGUUCCAGAUGAUACUUUUACUGUAACUCAGGCUGUGAAUGCGUUUGGAUUUGGAAAGUUCCAAGCUAAGCUGUCCCUAUUCACAGGUCUCUGCUGGAUGGCAGAUUCAAUGGAAAUGACAAUCCUCAGUAUUUUGUCACCGGCACUGCAUUGCGAAUGGAAUAUCACCAGAUAUCAGCAAGCCCUUGCGACAACGAUUGUAUUUCUUGGAAUGAUGAUAAGUUCAACUUUUUGGGGCUACAUCAGUGACAGAUAUGGUCGAAAACAGGCUUUGACACUAUGCGCUGUGCUGCUGUUUUAUUAUGGUCUUCUCAGCUCGUUCGCACCCAACUACACGUGGAUUCUCAUCCUCCGCGGUUUGGUUGGCUUUGCAAUUGGAUGUGUUCCUCAAUCUGUGACAUUGUAUGCGGAGUUUUUACCGUCAAAACAACGAGCAAAGUGUGUUGUACUGCUAGAUUGCUUCUGGGCUUUAGGAGCUUGUUUUGAAGUUUUAUUGGCUUUACUUGUGAUGCCAACACUAGGAUGGCAAUGGCUGCUGGCCUUAUCCACAGCCCCUCUUCUUGCAUUUGCCUGUAUUUGUCCGUGGCUUCCCGAGAGUGCUCGAUAUCACGUGGCUUCGGGGCAACCUGACAAAGCAUUGGCCACUCUGAAGCAGGUGGCUGCAGAUAAUCGAAAACCAAUGCUGCUAGGCCGACUAGUGGUGGAUGACUCUGUAUUGGGUGAGCGGGGUAGAGUCAAAGACCUGCUCAUCCCACAGUUGCGGAGGACUUCUCUUCUUCUCUGGUUUAUUUGGACUGCGUGCGCAUUCUGUUACUAUGGUGUUGUGCUCAUGACUACAGAGUUAUUCGAAGUUUCUGAAACUCGUUGCGCUCAAGUGCCCUCUACAAAACCCAUUCAAACGACCUGCACAGCUGACUGCAGACAACUCAAUACACAGGACUACAUGGAUUUAUUAUGGACUACUUUGGCUGAAUUCCCUGGAAUUUUUGCAACGAUUUUCGUGAUUGAACGCUUUGGACGAAAGCAUACUAUGGCUGUGCAAUUCGUGAUAUUUUCUGGCAGUGUUGGAUUUCUUUUCAUUUGUACUAAAAACCGUGCUUUUCUAACUGUAACCUUGUUCCUGGCUAGAGGAAUAAUUGCUGGUGUCUUCCAGGCUGCAUAUGUCUAUACUCCAGAGGUUUAUCCGACUCCACUAAGAUCAGUAGGGGUUGGCACCUGCAGCGCAAUGGCUCGCUUUGGAGCCAUGGUCACGCCCUAUAUUGCUCAGGUUCUGAUGCAGUCGUCUCUAGUAGUGGCUAUGACCGUGUAUGGGGUUUCAGCCCUUUUGGCGGCAUGUGCCUGUUUCUUCCUACCUAUAGAAACCAAAGGCAAGGAAAUGAAGGAAUCUGUCACACCUCCUGGUCAAAUUAGAUAGCAACCAAAUAAUUCUUGAUAAUUAUUUCAAUCUGACUAAAUGACAGACUAUAUUUUUCAUAAUCGACAUAUUUACUUAAUGAUAUAUCAUAUAAGAUUAUAACUUUGUACAUAUAUUUAAGAAAAAUUGUGGUAAAUUAUUCAUUUAUUUAUGUAUUACUAUCAAAAAAUAUUUUAUAAAAUAAAACAAAUAUAAAUUA